AGAAUCAGGAGGAGAAAAGGGACUCGAAGAGAGCGAGUAAAGAACCUGAUGGACCGAACAGUUUACCAUCAGUAAGGUGCUAACUUCCCUCGGUGAAACAUCUCGCAAUCUCGUAGGAUCUCGUAGGAGAAGAUUUCUUAAGACAAACACAAGGGAUAACAACAAGUUCUUGGAAGAGUUUAUGGUGGGUGUUUUGAAACGAUCUUGAAGUGUUGUCAUCGUUUGUUUUGGAAAGUGUGUGUGGGAAGGAUUGCGUUCGCAAGGACACUCGAAGCAAAUGAACUUAAAGUGGAGUUGUGAAGUUUAAAAAUUUGAACGUUUAGUAACCGCAAGAGACAAUUUGGACACAGUGAUUGUGAGUGAUUCAAGCGUGAUUUCAAAUAAAAUAACCAAUCAAAACAAUGGCAGUCGCAGGACUUAACAUGUCACCGAUCUUCUCCGGAUAUCCCUUCCAAGGCCAGGGUCGUGUGAAUCAGCUUGGAGGAGUUUUCAUAAAUGGGCGCCCGUUGCCGAAUCAUAUUCGGCUUAAGAUUGUGGAACUGGCUGCCGCAGGAGUUCGGCCGUGCGUUAUUUCCCGGCAGUUGCGCGUGUCCCAUGGAUGCGUAUCUAAGAUUUUGAACAGAUACCAGGAAACCGGAUCUAUUCGACCAGGCGUUAUCGGCGGAUCAAAGCCACGAGUUUCUACCCCGGAGAUCGAAGCUCGAGUCGAAGAAAUGCGUAAGGCUAAUCCAGGAAUCUUCAGUUGGGAAAUCCGUGAUCGUCUGAUCAAGGAAGGUAUCUGUGACAAGAACUCAGCUCCGUCAGUCAGCUCCCUCACCCGAUUGCUCCGAGGAGGACGUCACGGUGAUGAGUCCCAUGGAAAUCAUUCGAUCAACGGAAUUUUGGGAGGAUCCUCGUGUGACGAUGAUAGCGACACAGAAUCCGAACCUGGAAUUGAGCUGAAGAGGAAGCAACGCCGCAGCCGCACAACUUUCAACGGAGAACAGCUGGAGCUGCUGGAAAUCACCUUUGCACGGACUCAAUACCCAGAUGUCUACACCCGGGAAGAACUGGCCCAAAAAGCUAAGCUGACCGAAGCUCGAGUUCAAGUUUGGUUCUCCAACCGUCGUGCUCGGCUACGUAAGCACAUGAACUCGCAGCAACUCAGCGGCUUCAACUCCCAGUAUCCGUCACAAUUCGAACAGCAGGCCGCUGCUUCAGCUGCCGCAGCCGCCGCCGUCGCCCCAGCCGUUGCCGCCUCAAACUCCGUCGGCUUCUCCUCAUCCAUGCAGUCCUGGAGCCAGGCAUGCUAUCCAACUGCCAAUCAAUCCUCGUUCCAUUCCUCAUCUCAGACUGCCUACAACCCACUGGCCCAGACCAUGAUCCAUCCAACCUCGGCCACCAUGAGCCCACCAUCGUCGCUGAGCCCACCAACCUCGAUCAGCCCGGCUCAUUCCGCCAACAGCCAAAUCGCCCCUUCAUCCUCCCCGGUCCAGAACCAUUCCUCAUCAUCAUCCUCAAACUACUCCAACUACUUCCCGAUGUUGGACAACAACCAAUCGUACGCAGCCGCCUCCAACUCUAGCAGCUACCCGAUCAACUCAGCAUCAGCCACCACCAACACUUCCUCAGCCUCGGCCGCCAUCGACAACGGUGCCGCCGCUCAGUGGCGCUCCGCUCACUCCGCCCACAACAAAACCACCGAAUGGGACGCCUAUAGCUCUUUCUUCUCGAACAACAUGAGCCACCACCAUCACGCCCAUCAUCAGCACCCGCAUGCCCAUGCCCAUCAUCAUGCCUACUCAUCAGCCGCUGCGGCCGCCGCCGUUGCAGCGGAAGCCAAGUCCGGAUAUCCCUACUUCGGGCAGCUCGGUGGUCUGGACAUGAGCCGGUUGCACUAAUAAAUUAAUCAUAAUUAACCCGCGGGCCCGGUGCCGUCGAUGAAGAACGAAGCUUUUACGAUGUGUGAAAACCAAAUUUGUUCAUCCGAUGAAAUAUUACAAACAUAUGUAGGAACGUGCACAAGCGAAUGCAUAAUUCAUGAAACAGCCCUACGUUUGUUGUAGAGGGGUCUAGUUUCCUGAAAAUUGUAAAAAGUAUAACGAUAGACUUAGGUUAGGUAGAAAUCGAUAGGAGGGAGGAACCCUUUGCGAGUAUUACAAUUGCGUCCUACACAACACCGUAUGUAAAUGGGUACAUUUUCCACAGUUUUUUUUUGUAUAUGGCGGAACUCCUCUUUAUCCCCCGUUUUGAAGGGUCAAAAGCGAGCGAGCAAACGUUAGAAAACGAAGUAAUUUCUCUCCAAAAGUGCAUUAGUAUUAGGCAGUAGGUGGAAACUGAGAGACUGUUUUUUCAAAACUAUUAUCACAACUUUCUAUUGGUCUACAAGUGUCUUUGAUUAGUUUUAAAGAUUCAAUUGUUAUGCAAAAGUUUGAGACUCUAAGCAUGAUUAUGGUACAAAAUGAUCACAAUACAAAUUAUAGGUUAGAACAUACUUUCCUUAUGUUAGAUGAUAAGAUGAUAUGAUAGUGAAUAUUUAUGAAGAAAACCAAUACCCACAUGAGAUUAUGAGAAAUGCAGAAAUAAAAUUAGAAAAACUUA
Uranotaenia lowii is the source of this 2580-nucleotide messenger RNA. It is a transcript of the gene gsb, whose product is annotated as protein gooseberry. The coding region runs from base 402 to 1880 and encodes 492 amino acids. Gene Ontology annotation, biological process: regulation of transcription by RNA polymerase II; anatomical structure development. Lineage: Eukaryota; Metazoa; Arthropoda; Insecta; Diptera; Culicidae. The transcript is spliced from 3 exons. Gene Ontology annotation, molecular function: RNA polymerase II cis-regulatory region sequence-specific DNA binding; DNA-binding transcription factor activity, RNA polymerase II-specific. The record is from RefSeq and is a predicted model, not a curated record.